AUGGAGGAAGCCUUGUUAGGAUUACCGCCAUUCGUAAACGGUACGUUUUCUUCAGAAUGUGAUUAUAAAAUCGCCGAACUCUUGUAUAGUAUAGCUGCACCUAUAGUAAUCUUCAUUACAUUGUGUUUUAAUGUCCUGUAUAUUAUUCUCGUCAAUUACGACAAAGACGAUCGAUCUGCAUCUACAGUACAGGCAACAGGAAUAUCAAUAUCAAACACGCUACACGGUGUAUCUCAACUUCCGAUUUUAUUUUAUUUCUUCUUGCGAGACAAUAUGGCGGAUCCGGUUUCACCAAACUGGUGUAAUGCAUAUCGAAUCCUGGGAUUUAUUUUGCCAAAUAUAUUUCAUACAGCUACUUUAUGGCAAUUAGCUGUCUAUGGUAUUCAGAGAUUUCUUUGUUUCCGUUGGCCGUUCAGUGCACUUGUUUGGUACAAAGUGGAUCGAUUUCUUAAAUUUACUGUUAUAAUUUAUGUAUGUGCAUCAAUAAUACACAGCUAUAAAUUCUUCGAUUUUGUUCAUGAAUCUGGGGAACCAUGUACAUUUAGCUAUCGAAACGGGAUAAAUACUACUUAUUAUGCUCCAUUUUAUUAUUGGCUAUGUGCAAUAGCCGUGCAAAUAGUGCCAUGUGUCACUAUGUCAAUUUGUGUGGUUCUGUUAAUUUACGCUAUUCAUUUUAAUUACCUCCGACGCAAAAGGGUAUUCGUUAACAGUCUUACUGCUUUACCUCGCAAUAGAAAAUCUACCAUGCAGGAAUGCCAGUCUUUAGGAAUAUUGAUAAUAACGUUGGCAGUAGAAUGGCCUCUUACUUUGUUAAUUAUAUUACACAUAACUUAUUCGGAUACAACGUCAGAGGAAUGUGCGUAUACGCCUCUUGUCAUUGCCCACUUUACAUUGUUGUUAUCUUAUCUCUUAUUUCUACCAGUUUACUUAAUAUUGAACUUUGAACUCAGAAGAACAUUUAUUCUUUUAAAGUCCGAUGUAACCAUUUUCUUCAUGCGUCAUUUGCAAAUAGAUGUUAACUCAGAUGAUGUGGAUCAGCAAUAGAAAAGUAAACUUCGUCGACCAACGUUCUACCAAAGCUUUUUUUAAAAUUUACUGACAACUCAAAGAAUUUUAACAAACGGAAAAUCACAAGAUUCCUUGUUAUUAUGGCAAUUAUCAUAGCACAGUGUGAAGAUUUUGUGUAUGGGUGCAUAUUCAAUAUUCAAAAUCAAUUGAUAACUGCUAUCCUGCGUGAGGUACAAGUAUUCUCAAUCUAUUUACAAUUUUUCAAUUACUGGGUACUUUCACUUGUGUAUUGAAGUUCCUCCCAAUUUUGGUGACUGCAAUACCCUUUCUUUUCCAUGAAAUUGAAAAACUGGUAAUGUAAAGCAAUGUUAUCAAAAUUCAGGCUGCAUAAUUGGAUAUUAUGUUGAAAAAAACCAAACACCAAUGUGAUAAUUUAGGGUUGAUUUUCUUUGGCUAAGACUACUGUCCCAGAUUAGGAAAAAAAGGGGGAGGUGAGCGCGCUUGUAAAUAUCUUAAACCUUUGUUGUGUGUAGCCAGGAAACUAAUCUAGUGGUUUUUGUCUGUUAUAUUUGUUUUUCCUUCUUUGUUGUAGUAAAAUAGUAAAAAUCAGGACGCAAGGCUAUUUCGCACAAAGACAGGUACAACGCUAUUUUGCACAAAGACAGGUAAAGCAGUACUUUGCAAAAACACUGAACACUAUUUCCGGCAAACAGACACCUUCAUCUGUAUUCCGUACAAAGACACGUGAAACACCAAUUUUCGUAGAGACAGGUACAACGCUACAUGAAUAUAUUUCACACUUAGACACAUACUGAAGUAUUUCGCAUACAGAUAAAUACAACGCUAUUUCGCAUAAAUACAGAUGUAGCAACCUUUCGCCAAAAGACAAGAACACGUGUAACAUUAUUUCGCACGAAGACACGUACAGAAGUAUUUCGGAAAAAGACACAUAUAACAAUAUUUCGCACAAAAAAGGUAGAACAUGUUUUUGCAAACAGACACGUAUAUCAGUAGUUUGCAAAAAGAAUACGUACAACGAUGUUUCAAACAGGAGUGUUUUGCACAAGGUCACAGACAGAAGUGUUCCUCACAAAAUCACGUACAGCAGUAGUUUUCAAUGACACCAUAAACCAGAACAAGACGGAGAUAACACCAAGUGAAAAAAAAAGUCAUAUUGAAAUUAUGCCUGGUAUUUUUGAGAAUUUAGUCACGUUUAUUUCAGAUCUUUAAAAGAUUCUUUUUAAUUUAAUUACACGAUUAAGACUCGGGGCAAUAAAGAGCUUACCAUAUUGUAUUGAUACUUGUCUGUUGUUGAAGACUGUUUUUGUUCUUUAAAUGUUUUUAUUAUUA
This is a messenger RNA of Mytilus californianus (California mussel), 2358 nucleotides long. RefSeq lists its product as uncharacterized. The transcript has a single exon. The record is from RefSeq and is a predicted model, not a curated record. The coding region runs from base 1 to 1044 and encodes 347 amino acids. Gene Ontology annotation, cellular component: membrane. NCBI's taxonomy places the organism in Eukaryota, Metazoa, Mollusca, Bivalvia, Mytilida, Mytilidae.